This is a messenger RNA of Dermatophagoides pteronyssinus (European house dust mite), 953 nucleotides long. RefSeq lists its product as uncharacterized. NCBI's taxonomy places the organism in Eukaryota, Metazoa, Arthropoda, Arachnida, Sarcoptiformes, Pyroglyphidae. The record is from RefSeq and is a predicted model, not a curated record.
GAUCAGAUAAGAUUGAUGAGACAAUGUCACAUCGUAUGAAAUAUAGUUUGGAAAAGAAAAAAAUCAUAUUAAAUGAAUAUGAUUAUGGUAACCAUACUACAAAACAGAUUGCCGAAAAAUAUCAGAUGCCAUUAUCAACCGUAUUGUAUUUUAUUCGUAAUCGUUCGAAAUAUGAACAAAGAAAUAAUCAUCAUCAAGAUGAUCAAGAUGACCAAGAUAAUAUCGGUGUAAAACGUAAACGUUUGGACAUUGAUUCGAUUUGUUCAAGUGAUGAUAAUGAUCAUCAAAAUCAACAACAACAACAACAACCAAGAAUUCGAAAAAUUUCCAACGAUAUGAAAUCAAAGAUAAUCAAAGCAUGGGAAGAACGUGAUCAAGGUGGUAACGAUAAUGGUGGUGGUGGUGGUGUUGGUUGGUCAAUGCGUAAAAUUGCCGAACAUUUUGGUGUUUCAACACGUAGUGUUAGCCGUUGUUUAGCUUAUCAACGAAGAAGAAAUGAUCUAAUAACCUCGAACAACGAUAAUAAUUCUCCGGAUCACCAUAAAAUUGAUGAUAAUGAAUUUGAUCUCGACGACGACGACGACGAUGAUGAUGAUGAUGAUUUAAUAGCGAUUCAAUCGAAUUCGAACUUUACAGAUGAACAUUGUAUUGAUGAACAACGAUUAUUGGUUGGUGAACAUCAAUCUUCGACGAUGAUUUCAAAUUCGGAUCAUCAAAAUGAUGAAAAUGAAACGAUCCAUAGACAAUGGUCAUCGAUAAAACGAUCAAAAUCGACAAUUGAUCCAUGUGAUCAAAAAUUGGAUGAUGAAUUAAUCAAUUCCAUCAAUGAAAUUUUUGAUCAUUUAAAAAAAUUACGUAACAUUUCGAAACGUUUAAAAUCACCAUUAAAUCGUAUGGUUUUAAAAUUUAGUGAAACAAUUUUACAACAAGCUAAUAGCUAUAAUUCUAUAUAG